AUGGACAGCCUGGGCUUGGGGCCCGUUUUGGGCCUACUCUUCAUUGUGGCGGUGCACGGAACAGAUGUCGUGAUUGUCAAAAACGGCAGAAGGAUAUGUGGCACGGGAGGCUGCUUAGCCAAUGCACCUUUGCAUCAGAACAAGAGCUAUUUUGAAUUUAAAAUCCAGUCCACAGGGAUUUGGGGUAUUGGAGUUGCAACCCAAAAAGCAAACUUGAAUCAAAUUCCCCUUGGUCGAGAUGUCCACAGCCUGGUGAUGAGGAAUGAUGGAGCUCUUUAUUAUAACAACGAGGAGAAAAACAGACUGCCAGCAAACAGCCUUCCUCAGGAGGGCGACGUGGUGGGUAUAACAUAUGAUCAUGUAGAAUUAAAUGUGUAUUUAAAUGGGAAGAACAUGCAUUGUCCAGCUUCAGGAAUCAGGGGGACUGUCUAUCCGGUGGUAUAUGUUGAUGACAGUGCCAUUCUGGAUUGCCAAUUCAGUGAAUUUUAUCAUACACCUCCACCAGGGUUUGAAAAGAUCCUCUUUGAGCAGCAAAUCUUCUGAAUGGCUUCAUACUGAAAACCUGCACCCUGCACUGUUACAAAAGCUUUGUCAUCUUAAAUAAAGCUUCACGUUACCUUUAGGAAACAUACCUGUAUUUUUAGUAAGUACUUGUGACGGUUGUGUGCAGAACGGAUGCGUAAACUGCAACACCAGAUUAUUGUGUUGUAAAAUGCUAGGUUUCUGACAGUGUUUUGUGGGUGAAAAUCAGUUAUUCAGGGCAGGCUUUUUGUUUGUUUGUUUGUUUUCUGAUUUGUACUUGAUGCAUAAGGAAACUAAGGGAUAUAAUUGAUACCAGUAUUAAAUUCAGUAUUUCGAAUCAACUCAAGCUCUGUAA
Tinamus guttatus (white-throated tinamou) is the source of this 877-nucleotide messenger RNA. NCBI's taxonomy places the organism in Eukaryota, Metazoa, Chordata, Aves, Tinamiformes, Tinamidae. The record is from RefSeq and is a predicted model, not a curated record.